AAUAAAUAAUGAAGUGGCUAUGCUGGAAGUCGUUUGGUUGCCCCAUGCCCAACAUCCUGCCUAAUGCAUUGUCCUGGACAGAUGAUAUGACCACCUUAAGUAUGCUUAACGAAAGUCGGGAAUCGGUGGAUGGGUCCAUUGGAUGCUGCUCCAUUGACUGGCUUAUGCAGCUCCAACAACCCUCGUGUCCGCUGGUGAGGCUAUUGAUACUCGGAUUGUUAGCGUUGCCAGUUUAUAAUGCUAUAUUGAUUGUGGUGGGAUGGCGACUACACUGCAGUGUUUCUAGCAGUGCCGAGCGUUUGGUGGUGGACAGCCAAGGGUACAGACCUGUCAAGCGCCAAGCUCCUUCACCUCCACUAGCUCCCAAGCCACCGCCGCGUCUUCGUCGACAUAAAGCCACCGAGACUCCAUCUUCUUCGAGCCUGGUAUUAUGGUAUCAAAAUCCCCAUCUCAGUCAAGAGAAUCCCUUUGAUGAGGACGACAACUACAAAGACCUCAGGGAGAAUUUGAAAAUGGUGCUAGGUGGCUUGCAGAAUGCUCCUUUGCCUCUCCCGCCACAAACGCCCAUCUUUGUCCCCCCUCUUGUUGAGCCCUUAACGCCGUCGGAAUCACUGACUCCAACUGAAUCCCCCAGAAGAGGGAACCAAAAGCAACGCUCCAAACUUUUAUCAGGUAUCCUUAAGCAUCUGGGCAUAAACUCUAUUCGGAAGAGAUGGAAAACACACGCCAGUCGGAAGAAAAUAACGACUUCCCCAAGCAGCGCUUCCUUAUCUAAUUCCUCGUGCAUUGGUAACAGCUCCUUCUAUGUCUAUUAAACCAAAAUCUGCUCAACUUCGAGAGCUCAUCUAUCAAGAAAUCAGCGCCCUAUUCAGUGUGAAACUGUGCGAUUAUAUUUUGUUACGAUUAAAAGCGUGCUGAGGUCAACCUUGUUGGCCCGGCCCAUUAAGGCCUUGAA
Messenger RNA from Drosophila simulans, 955 nucleotides. RefSeq lists its product as uncharacterized. Lineage: Eukaryota; Metazoa; Arthropoda; Insecta; Diptera; Drosophilidae. The record is from RefSeq and is a predicted model, not a curated record. The transcript is spliced from 2 exons. The coding region runs from base 9 to 815 and encodes 268 amino acids.